Molecule: messenger RNA, 1955 nt
Organism: Cuscuta campestris
Lineage: Eukaryota; Viridiplantae; Streptophyta; Magnoliopsida; Solanales; Convolvulaceae
Source: the annotation of a GenBank genome assembly
CUUCAUCUCCGCCGUCCACUUCUAUCUCCGACUCAAAACCGACCGGAGCAGGAGAUCCCUUGGUAGGUUGCUAUGGCGAAGGAUAAUUCUGCAUCUGAUGGCCGUAAUUCCGCCAGCUCGACGUCGCGAUCCGUUUCCACCGCUGAGAUUUCCUUCUCCGGCGGAUCCUCAUCACCAAACUACGGUUGCAACCCGUUUCUAUCGUCGUCAUACGACUCAGCCGACUACGCAAGGAAGGAUUUCUCCUUGAUCUUGGAUCGCGAUUCUCGAUCUCCAUCUGAGAACUCGAAUAAAGAAGCUGAAGCAAUUCCAACUGAACGCCGGUUUUUCCAGGUCAAUUUCGUCCUUGAGUACCAGUACAAUCGCUACGCUCUCUGUCUCGCUAACCUCCAUGAAUCUCUGGAGGAGGUCAAUUUGCUCCAUCGGGAGAACGAGGCUCUUCAUCUGGCCAACGUCGAUUUGGCCAACCGCCUGAGUCUCCUCUCUCAGGCGGCGAUCCAGAAUUGCCUCCUCUCCGAUUUCAGUCACUUAGGUAUCCGUGCUCGGGCCACUCCUGUCCGCGGCGGCGCUCUCGUCGCGGAACCAAAACCUCCAAAUGUCAGGCCACCGCUGAGAGCCACAGAGCAACACCGGCUAGAGAGAAGUGAUCAAGAGCUAAACCAAGUCCAGCUUCCAAAGAGCAUUUCUGUUCGCUCCCGUAGCUACCAGAAACUUAAGCCUUCGCUGUCCACUAAUUUUCUGUUGAUAAAUCAUCAAUGGAUGUCAAUUCGAGUGGAGAAAACUUCAAUUUGACGCCAUCUCUGUCUAUUAAUCUCUCCAAAUCAGGUUUCAUCACAGUUGAUCCAUAUUGAUCCUCUGUUCAUUGUGUUGGUUCUCAAAUUGAGUAUCCAACUUCAUUUUCAUUCUCAUGAUUGGAAUGAUUAGUUUCAGUCAUUCUUUCACUUCUGUAAAUUCAGAAGUUUCAUCAUGAUCAAUUUCACUCGUAUCGUUUUGAUCGAGUUUCACUCGUAUCGUUUUGAUCGAGUUUUACUUUCUUCAUCAUCCGGUUUUUGGUUGAUUUCAUCAAUUGCUUUUGUCAAUUGAUUUCAUUUCAUCCUUUGAUGUUUUCGUGUGAAUUCAUCAAUUGAUUUGUCAUCUCAUCUUCAUCAUCCGUUGUUGCAUGAUUCACGUUGCUGGAUGGAUGUCAAUAAAAGAGAUAUUCCAAAGACCAUCAAAUGCUUCACUCAAGGGACAGAACUGUGUUGCAACCUACCCCUGCAGCUGCAGUUGAUAUGCUACCACAGUUGCCUAUUCUGAUAACCCAUCCACCAGUUUUGCUGCAAAGUUUGUUCAUACAUCCCUAAACAAAAAUCGUUGUUUAAUUAAUCGUGUUGUGUGGACACCUACUGGGAGACGUCUUAUUACUGGAUCUCAAAGCGGUGAAUUUACUCUCUGGAAUGGGCAGUCUUUUAACUUUGAAAUGAUUCUUCAGGCUCAUGAUCAAGCGAUCAGAUUGCUUCACUCAAGCUGCCCUCUGUGAAGCUUUCCCAUAGGCUUUUUGGAUUUCCCAAAGGCACUACUACACUAGGUUGCAUCCUCAUUGAUGUAGUAUCAAGUGGUUUUGUCACAAUGGCAGUACAAGCCCCAGCAGCAAUGAUCAAAUUGGUAGAACACAAGAGCAAAUUCCUGGAUGUACUUGAAAAGGAAGAGAAACAUCCUAACAUCACAAUAGGAGUCAUUGUUCAAGCUUCUAUUUGGUGGAAAGAAGCAAUUAUCCUAUGAAACUUGUUGAAGAAUCAAUGAAGAGUGAUGCUGCAGAGAGUUCAAAGUUCAAACCAAAGAAAAGAUCCUAAACCAGAAGCUUACUGUUUUGGUCAACGGGUUUUUCAUCUACAUACACAUUGAAGUCAACACAGAUUUUAUUCCAUUGCAAGUUGAAGUUGUUCCCACCUUCAACUUGAGGGGAGGUGUUGGUG